Clarias gariepinus (North African catfish) is the source of this 2072-nucleotide messenger RNA. It is a transcript of the gene eif3s6ip, whose product is annotated as eukaryotic translation initiation factor 3, subunit 6 interacting protein. The transcript has 15 exons. Gene Ontology annotation, molecular function: protein binding; translation initiation factor activity. Gene Ontology annotation, biological process: translational initiation. Lineage: Eukaryota; Metazoa; Chordata; Actinopteri; Siluriformes; Clariidae. Gene Ontology annotation, cellular component: cytoplasm; eukaryotic translation initiation factor 3 complex. The record is from RefSeq and is a predicted model, not a curated record. Bases 104 to 1819 code for a protein of 571 amino acids.
UUUCCUUUUCCUCCCACUGCCGGUGGCUCGUGCGCGCUCGUGCUGUUACUCUAGCAUUUAUGCGUUAGUCUUUAAACCGCCGAAAGACUUCCAGCACUUCAUCAUGUCUUUCCCAAAUGAGGAGGAAGAUUACGAGCCGUACAGUUAUAGUGAUUAUGAUCUUCAUACUGGUGAUCCCAAAGCGGAUCUGGCAUACGAGCGUCAGUAUGAGCACCAGCAGACGUACCACGUCAUUCCCGAGGUGAUCAAGAACUUCCUGCAGUUUUUUCACAAGACCACCUCUGACCUGAUUGACCAGAAGGUUUACGAACUGCAGGCCAACCGUGUCUCCACCGAGGCCAUAGAGCAGAAGAUCUACGACAUUCAGGAUAUCUAUGAGAACAGCUGGAAUAAGCUGACAGAACGUUUCUUUAAGACAUCUCCAUGGCCAGAAGCAGAAGCUAUUGCCUCCUUAGUAGGAAAUGAUGCUGUUUUUCUGAUCCUGUAUAAGGAGCUUUACUACCGACACAUUUAUGCCAAAGUCAGCGGAGGCCCGACACUUGAUCAGAGGUUUGAGUCCUACUACAAUUAUUGCAACCUGUUCAACUACAUUCUGAAUGCAGAUGGCCCUGCACCUUUGGAGCUUCCCAACCAGUGGCUCUGGGACAUUAUUGAUGAGUUCAUCUACCAGUUCCAAUCGUUUAGCCAGUACCGCUGCAAGACAGCCAAGAAGUCAGAGGAGGAGAUUGACUUCCUGAGGAACAACCCGAAGAUCUGGAACGUACACAGUGUGCUAAAUGUGCUGCACUCACUGGUGGAUAAAAGCAACAUCAACCGCCAGCUGGAGGUCUAUACUAGUGGAGGAGAUCCAGAGAGCGUAGCUGGAGAAUACGGCCGUCACUCUCUGUAUAAGAUGCUGGGCUACUUCAGUUUAGUGGGUUUGCUGAGGCUGCACUCCUUGCUGGGGGAUUACUACCAGGCCAUCAAAGUUCUGGAGAACAUCGAACUUAACAAAAAGAGCAUGUACUCGCGUGUUCCCGAGUGCCAGAUCACCACGUACUACUAUGUGGGUUUCGCCUACCUAAUGAUGCGGCGCUACCAGGAUGCCAUCCGUGUCUUCGCCAACAUCUUACUCUACAUCCAGAGAACCAGGAACUUGUUCCAGAGGUCGACAUACAAAUAUGAGAUGAUUAACAAGCAGAAUGAGCAGAUGCAUGGGCUGCUGGCCAUCGCGCUGACCAUGUACCCCAUGAGGAUCGACGAGAGCAUCCACACACAGCUCAGAGAGAAGUACGGAGACAAGAUGCUGCGCAUGCAGAAGGGAGACCUGCAGGUGUUCGAAGAGCUGUUCAGCUUCGCCUGUCCCAAGUUUCUAUCACCUGUCGUCCCCAAUUACGACAAUGUGCACCCGAAUUACCAUAAAGAACCAUUCCAGCAGCAGCUCAAAGUGUUUGCUGAGGAGGUUCAGCAGCAGGCUCAGCUCUCCACUAUCCGCAGUUUCCUGAAGCUCUACACCACCAUGCCUGUGGCUAAGCUGGCUGGAUUUUUGGACAUGUCCGAGCAGGAGUUCCGAAUUCAGCUGCUCGUGUUCAAACACAAGAUGAAGAACUUGGUGUGGACCAGCGGCAUCUCGGCACUGGACGGAGAGUUCCAGUCAGCCUCAGAGGUCGACUUCUACAUUGACAAGGACAUGAUCCACAUUGCAGACACAAAGGUGGCCCGCCGCUAUGGAGACUUCUUUAUUCGGCAGAUCCACAAGUUUGAGGAACUGAAUCGCACCCUGAAGAAAAUGUCCACAACUGGCACCUCUGGCUCCAGCAAUGCCACAUCACGAUCAUAAGGGCGCUUACUGAUUUUUUUUUUUUUGUUUGUUUUUUAAAUUGUUGCACUGCAGCUUCAGCUGAAGAUGCACGAACACAACUUCUGAAAUUAACUACAAGAUGAGAAGCUUAUCUUUUCUCUCAGAUGGAGCAGAUGCGGUGUCUUUAACCAGCUUUCAUACUUUACCACCUCCAGUAUCUAUUUGCCACGUAGACCUACAUCUUAUGGCAUUUUUGUGGGCAGAAAAAAAUAAAGUUGAUGUGGUAAAUUAA